AUAAAUACGCGGAAUUUCCCUAUCACGCCCGAGAUAAAGAAUCGAGGCCAUCCAUCGCAAAAUGUCUUAUAAAGCUGUUGCACAACAACAAAUAUUAACCAUUAUCACAAAGGGAUCAAAACAUUUCUUUGUAAGGUAACCAUGAAACUCUUACUUCUAUCUGCCCUGGUGGCCGUGGCCCUCUCCCAUCCUCUGGAAGUGUCCGAGGAAGAUCUUGCCCAAUGGGAACUGUUCAAGGUAACCCAUGAAAAAGAGUACGCUACAGCACAAGAGGAGCUGAAGAGGAAGAACAUUUUCCUUGGAAAUCUGCAGUUUGUACGAGAGCACAAUGCAAAGUUUGAGAAGGGCGAAGUCUCCUUCGACGUUGAAAUCAAUAAAUUCGCUGACUUGACCACUCAAGAGUUCGCGAGCAUGAUGAAUGGUUAUAGGCGUCCUGAAGGAUAUGAAAAGAGUGGAGAGACUUUCGACGACUCAGAAGACAUCGAGCUUGCCAAGACCGUGGACUGGAGGAAGAAGGGAGCCGUCACCGGAGUAAAGGACCAAGGACAGUGCGGGUCCUGCUGGGCUUUCAGUGCAACUGGAAGUCUGGAGGGCCAACACUACCUGAAGACUAAGAAGCUGGUGUCCCUCAGUGAACAGAACCUCGUGGACUGCUCAGAUGCCGAAGGAAACCAAGGAUGCAACGGUGGCCUCAUGGAUCAGGCUUUCACUUACAUCCAGAAGAACAAGGGAAUUGACACAGAGGCAUCUUAUCCUUAUGAGGCUAAGGAUGACACAUGCCGCUACAAGGCCAAGAACAAGGGAGCCACUGACAAUGGAUAUGUUGACAUCACCUCAGGCAGCGAGAAAGCUCUGCAGAAGGCUGUAGCCAAGGUUGGGCCUAUUUCAGUCGGCAUCGAUGCUAACCACAACUCCUUCCAGCUGUACAAGAGCGGAGUGUACAAGGAGCCCGAUUGCUCUUCCACUAACCUUGACCACGGUGUUCUGGCUGUUGGCUACGGCACAGCCAAGAAGGGCGGCGCCUACUGGCUGGUGAAGAACUCCUGGGGAACUGGCUGGGGCAUGAACGGCUACAUCAUGAUGGCCAGGAACCACCACAACAUGUGCGGUAUCGCCACUGACGCCAGCUAUCCCAAGGUUUAAUCAUGUCUCUUUUGUAAAAUUCUCAAUAAAAUACACAAAAAAAAAAAAAAAAAAAAAAACAAUUUGUUAACCCCAAU
Molecule: messenger RNA, 1220 nt
Organism: Homalodisca vitripennis (glassy-winged sharpshooter)
Lineage: Eukaryota; Metazoa; Arthropoda; Insecta; Hemiptera; Cicadellidae
Product: procathepsin L-like
Exons: 7
Coding region: 142-1143 (333 amino acids)
Cellular component (GO): lysosome
Molecular function (GO): cysteine-type endopeptidase activity
Source: RefSeq, a predicted model, not a curated record